This is a messenger RNA of Jatropha curcas, 1531 nucleotides long. RefSeq names its product homeobox-leucine zipper protein ATHB-16. Gene Ontology annotation, cellular component: nucleus. Gene Ontology annotation, biological process: positive regulation of DNA-templated transcription. Gene Ontology annotation, molecular function: sequence-specific DNA binding; DNA-binding transcription factor activity, RNA polymerase II-specific. Lineage: Eukaryota; Viridiplantae; Streptophyta; Magnoliopsida; Malpighiales; Euphorbiaceae. The record is from RefSeq and is a predicted model, not a curated record.
GAAGGAGGUCACAGUCUCUUGCCUCUCUCUCUCUCUCUCACACACACACACUCUCUCGCUUUCUCUCUCUAAGAUAUUGCAUGAUUAGACAAUGAUUAGCUAGAGAAAGGUUUUAAUUACUGUUACUGACUCCUUAGGUUUUUGUCUGCUUUCUUGAAAAGCUUUGCUCAUUUCUAAAAAGUUUACACUACAGUGAAUGGUGAUCCGCUGAUUUUCUUUGAUCGGCUUGUUAAAAGAGCAAGAGAGUUAGCAAAAUUAGUAAAAACUUGAUAACCCAAAAGCACUUUCUUCGUUAUAUCACUUCCCAUUCUUGCUCAAUACUUGGCCACAGUUGUCCCUUCUUAUGCCUUCUCUACAGUAACACAAGGUCUUUUCUUGAUUUCUUGAUUUCGAGUUCCAACUAUGAAGCGGUUCAGUUCCUCCGAUUCAUUUGCUGAUAUAUUCUCCAUUUCUCCUCCUUCCAAAGAGAUGAAGUCUCAAAAAUCAAAUCAAGGAUACACUAGAGAGUUUCAAGCAAUGUUAGAUAGUCUAGAAGAAGAAGAUUACGCUGAGGAAGCCAUUCAUACCACUACAGAGAAGAAAAGAAGGUUAAAUCUUGAUCAAGUUAAGGCCUUGGAGAAGAAUUUUGAAGUUGAAAACAAGCUUGAGCCAGAGAGAAAGCUGAGAUUAGCAGAGGAAUUAGGCCUGCAACCAAGACAAGUAGCCAUUUGGUUCCAAAAUCGCCGUGCUCGUUGGAAAACUAAGCAAUUAGAGAGAGAUUAUGAAGUACUUAAAGCUGAUUAUGAAGCUUUAAAACUUAACUACAGUAAUAUUGAAAAAGAGAAUGAAUCUUUAAAUCAACAGGUAAAGGAAUUGAAAGCGAAGCUAAGAGAAGAAAAUGCAGAUAGCAGUCACUCUGUCAAAGAAGAGUGCCCUGUUUCAGAGUCAGAGAACAAUUUUUCAGUGCAAAGCCAGAGCCACGAAUUGAGUGACAAUAACAAUUUUCAUGGAACCAUUAAAGACCAGAUCAAUGAUUUAUCUUCACAUUCAUUAAUGAGUUGGAUUCAAUUAUCUGAUUCAAGAUCCAUUUUAGGAAAUGGGUUUCAAGUAUAUCAUGAACCUCAUCUUGUGAAACUAGAAGAGCAGAGCAUGUUUAAUACAGAGGAAUCCUGCAAUUUCUUUUCAGUUGAUCAAGCUCCUACCCUUCACUGGCAACUGUCUUAGCAGUAAAUAAAUCUUUACCUGAAGGCUUGGAGAGGAAUAAAUUUGGCUUUGGAGAGAUUGUAGAUUGGGACUUCAUUUUAGCUCUUCCAUUGCCAUAAAUGGGCGGGAACAGUGAAGUUUCUUAUAUUAUUACAUUAUAUGUUCUCUGCUGUAAAAAGACCAUUAUCAUAAUGUUUAGCAAAAAAAUCCAGUUCUAAAUAAUUUUCUACGGUGGUCAAAUUUCUAUAUUAAGUACUGUUUUUAAACUGUGCAUUAGAUUAUAAAGAAGCUGGUAGUUGAGCUUUUUGCAUGGCUAGUGACUAAUAAUAUAUAAACCUAUGUGCUUUCA